This is a messenger RNA of Manis javanica (Malayan pangolin), 462 nucleotides long. RefSeq names its product profilin-2-like. Gene Ontology annotation, biological process: regulation of actin filament polymerization; actin cytoskeleton organization; positive regulation of actin filament bundle assembly. Gene Ontology annotation, cellular component: cytoplasm. Lineage: Eukaryota; Metazoa; Chordata; Mammalia; Pholidota; Manidae. Gene Ontology annotation, molecular function: actin binding. The record is from RefSeq and is a predicted model, not a curated record.
AUGCAGUGCAUAGGUGAUAUCAGUGAAGAGGUCUGGCAAGACUGCAUCACGCUCUUCCUACAGACUGAGAUGUGCUGUGAUGCAGCAAUUAUCACCAACUCUUCACCCGGGUUCUUAGAUUCUUAUCAUGAAGGCAACUUGUUCCAGUUGACCCAGAAAGAAAUUCAGAUCUUGCUGGCAAGGGAGGGGAGAGAGAAAUUGUUUCUUCAGGGAAUCAGCCUUGCGGAAACCAAAUGCUUAUUGAUCCGGGACAACCUGUACACUGAGGGCAACUACACCAUGGACCUCUGCACCAAAGGCCAGAGUCAGGGCAGUCAGGCAGUGAUGGUAGUUCAGAUCGUGUCUGUAUACCUUAUGGUGAUAGGACAAAAAGGAAUAGAAGGAGGCCCUCUUAACCUCAAGGCUUUUGAGAUGGCAGGUUACAUCAGAGAAGCCAUUCACCAACAUAUGGCCCAUUUCUAA